This is a messenger RNA of Doryrhamphus excisus (bluestripe pipefish), 2464 nucleotides long. The record is from RefSeq and is a predicted model, not a curated record. NCBI's taxonomy places the organism in Eukaryota, Metazoa, Chordata, Actinopteri, Syngnathiformes, Syngnathidae.
UAAAAAAAAAGUUCCUGCUUUUGACCCACCCCACAGAUGCUACGUAAAAAAAAUGAGGCAGCUUUGUUUUCCCGCAGUGAUGAAUGUGAGCUGCUUGCUAAACUCAGACACGUCACCGCAUGAGCGUGAGAGCAUUUAAAACAAUCUUUAUAGUUGUCGCCCCUUUGUGUUGCCGCUUUGGCCACCUUUCACACGUCGUCGUGAGCGCAUGUGUACGCUCGCUCGCAGGACUUACCAGUUCCACCUUAAGAGCGACAGGGAGGGUGAAAGUUUUGGUUGCAACUCGGCCGGUCCACCUUAAGCGCACAAGCAGGCGUACGGCAAGGUUUCCGCUUCUGAACUCGCGGCUCACGAGAGCACCGAGCCCCAAACUAACGUAAGGUUGACGCACUGAAGCUAGCCGAGAAAGAAAGAAAAGAGAGGCGGGGGAAGAGGGAAAAAAUGUCCGACUCCAAGUACCGAGAGUGGAUUCUGGACACCAUCGACUCCCUACGGUCGAGAAAAGCCCGGCCAGACUUGGAGAGGAUCUGCCGAAUGGUCCGUAGACGACACGGGUCCGAGCCCGACCAAACGUGCGCAGAACUGGAGAAACUGAUCCGGGAGCAGACGGUGCUCAAAGUCAACUACAAGGGCUCCAUAUCGUACCGGAACGCCGCCAAGGUUCAGCGGAGGUGCCGCAAAAAGGACGACGCGGUGUCUGCGACUGUUGGAGUCGGAGGAGGUGGAGCGGCGGCUGUGGCAGCGGCAAAGAGCGCGGUGGACGACGCCAGUCAUUCGGACUUGAGCAACGGGGACAGCGCGCUCGGUGCCGCGGACCCGGACGACGACGACGAGGAGGAGGAGGCGGACACCUCCAUGGCGAUGGACACAGACAGUAAUGCAGAUGAGGAAGGGGGCGACGAGAGCCGGGACAGACAUUACGGACCCUCCCCUGGCCCUGCAUGUGAAGCUACGGCCAUGCAAGGUGCGGGAGCGCGAGCGGCAUCCGCCCCCUGCUCUCCCUCUGGCACUCGGCCCAGUCCCGGUGCCCCCCUUGGCUUGGGCCUGGAUUGCAUCUCAUUCCAAAGGGCUGGUACAAGGCCCAGCUCCUUGCCCCCCUCCAGCCCGAGGGCCCUUGCACACAAUGACUGGGCUUAUGGUGCCGCUGGCUGCCCAGUGGAGCGCCAGGACACAGGAAUGCAGAUAGACAAAGUGGCCAUGAAAGCAACAGUCCACCCUGUGGCGCUCACUCCGAAGAACAAUGUCAAAAAAGAAGACAAGACAGAGGACAGCAGCCCUCUCACAGACCAGCUGGUACCAGAUUACCCCACACAACUGGAGAGGAGCGGCGACAUUUCCGAGGGACGGACACAGACUCUGUCGUCGUUGGACGACUCAGGUACUUUAAAGAAGAAUGCAGAGAUGAUCUCCCCCCCACAAGUCAACAACGUUCUAGUGAAUGGGGAUAAAAGCGAUGACAUCUCAGUGAAGAAGGAGAAGAUGACUCAGAACUUGCUACAGUGGAGUGUGGCGGACGUGGUAACUUACUUCUCCGACGCGGGCUUCCCAGAACAGGCCGUGGCGUUUAAGACACAGGAGAUUGACGGCAAGUCGCUGCUGCUCAUGCAACGCAGCGACGUGCUGACAGGCCUGUCCAUCCGACUCGGCCCCGCCCUCAAAAUCUACGAGCGUCACAUCAAGGUGCUCCAGAGGACCCACUUCCUGGAGUGUGAGGACCUCUGAGACAAUAUAUGGAGGAAAGAAGGAAGGGGGGGGGGGCUAGUGACUUAAAAGACAUUCAUCCUACCUCUCAUUAUGAUCCCCAUUUCACACUGGCGCACAGGAGGUGCGCUGGCCCUUUAAGAAGAGCCACACCAUGUAUCAUGAAGCCAGGGGCUGUGUACCCUGUGGACUUCCUAUGGGCUCAUACCCCCACCUUUUUUUCCCUCAACGACUGAAGUGCUGCACUUGGGGCGGGGGCUCCUCCAGAACCUUCUUCCUACUCGCUUCUGUGGUGAGACCUUCCCCAAAACCACGCAGGUAAAAAAGUGCAUCAAAGUUCCUGCAGUAGCUGAUAGCACUUCCUCGUCCUCGUUCAUUUCUACUUACCUCAUUGAUUUGCAUUAAGAGCAGCAAUGGCCGCCUGCAUGGUAAAUAAUACAAGAACCAGGCCGAGCCAAUACAGAGCAGAUCAGAUGCAAUAUUUGUUAUCGUUCAUCGUUUUUGUCAUGCCAUCUAUACAUGACUCUUGAAGUGUGUAACAUUCCAUAGGAUGUAGUCCACCUUGUCUUAAAUCAGUCCGUCAACACAAAUAAAGCCUUGUUCAGCCUCUUGAUACUUUUUUUUUAUUUAGCCCUUUUUUUGUACAAUCAUUGAAAGUGGAAGAUGUUUUCAUUUUCCCUCAAAUGUCUGUAAGCAAUUACGUGAAGCACUGUGGCUCCGAUUAGUAGACAAAUAAAUCCAAAGAACUUAAAAAAAAACUGCA